UGUUAACGUUGUCGUCAGAAAAUGUGCGACAUUUAUUGUAGUCCCGAGGUUGGCGGCGGAACCUUCUAACGCGGGAACCUUCUAACGCCGGAGUCCAGCUCGCGGUUCACUGUUGAAGACGAACGAGGGACGAUUGAUAUGUGUCGAAAUAUUUAGCAUGAAAUAUGAUAAGGCGACGUCACGAGUGAACGGUUAGCUAGCUCGGCUGUUGCCUCGUUAGCCUCGCGUCCGUCGUUUUGAAAGUCAUGUGUUACAAAACCGGAAGACCUCGCAACAACACGCAGCUGUAACAACCACACCGACUGAAACGUUCAUGUGUUCGUUGUGGUGCAAACAGGUUUUCUUCGGAACUGGUUCUGUGUGAAGCGACGCGGCCGCAACAUGUUGAACGUUCCGACCCAGUCGUUCCCGGCGCCGAGCUCCCAGCAGCGGGUCUCACCAUCCGGUCAGUCCGGCAGGAGCAAGGUGGCCCUAAAGCCUGGCCACAGUCUCAUGGACUGGAUCCGGUUUUCCAAGAGCGGUAAAGAUCUGACCGGACUCAGAGGGCGACUGAUCGAGGUCACGCAGGAAGAGCUUCAGAAACACAACACGAGAAACGACUGCUGGACUUGUAUACGAGGUCUGGUGUACAACGUGACCCCCUACAUGGACUAUCACCCUGGUGGAGAGGAGGAGCUGAUGAAGGCGGCCGGGAUCGACGGCACCGACCUGUUUGAUCAGGUCCAUCGUUGGGUGAACUAUGAGUCCAUGCUGAAAGAGUGCCUGGUGGGUAGGAUGGCCACCAAGGUCACCACAGCUAUUAAAGCGAUCGUCCCUCCUCCACCACUGACCGGCCUCGCCCCACCCAUGUCGGUGGCCCCUCCCCCAGACAAAGACUCUCGACCUCGGUACGACUGGUUCCAGACCGACGUGGCCGUUCAUCUGGUUGUUUAUGCCAAAAGAAAGAUCCCCGGCUCCGGCUGCACCACUGUGGACCUCAGGUCGGGCGUUCUACGACUGGAACUGCUGUUGGGGAAAAUGUCCUACAUGAUACAUUUACGUCUCGCAGAGGAAGUUGAGGAAAAUGUUUCUGUCAACACUGCCUUCUCAGUGGGAAAGAUCCAGCUCAGCAUCCGGAAGCAGGAUAAAGGGAAAUGGACGAGUCUCGGUCAACCGCAGGAAUUGCACAACACAUUUGUACAGAAGAAAGAUCGAGCUCCCUUCUAUCGGGACUGUGUGUUGGUGUCUAAGACGGAGGUGAACCACAACACACACGUGUUCAGACUGCAGCUGCCACGUGGGACCGUCGUGCACGUGCCCGUCGGAAAACACGUCUACCUCAAAGCCUCCAUUCAAGACACCGAGGUGGUGAGGGCGUACACACCCGUGGAUCAGAACCUGGCGGCAGCAGGCUCCUCCCACCUCUCGUCACAGGAGUCAGAUCUCUACCUCAUGAUCAAAGUUUACCCCGAGGGAGUUUUAACCCAGCACCUCAACACGCUGCUCACCGGAGACCGUAUAUCAGUCAGCGGUCCAGAGGGAACCUUCUCCGUCCGUCGUCUGCGUGACGUCACUCACCUCUACCUGUUGGCAGCAGGAACAGGGUUCACGCCGAUGACUCGACUCAUCAGACUGGCCCAGGACAUCGACACCAUCAGAGAAACCAGACUUCUCUUCUUCAACCGACGGGAGGAAGACAUUCUGUGGCGCUGCCAACUGGACCAACUGGCCGCUGACGACGAGAGGUUCCAGGUGGAGCACGUCCUCUCUGAUCCCUGUGAGAGCUGGAGCGGCAGGAAGGGUCGGGUAGACGAGUCCAUGCUCCGGGAUUUCCUCAACAGACCCGAAGGGUCCAAGUGCUACGUGUGUGUGUGUGGCCCCACGGCCUUCACAGAGCUGACUAUAGGGUUGUUGAAGCUGCAGGGCUUCAGUGAGGACGAGCUCCACGCCUUCAGAGGCUGAUGUGCUCCGCCCUCGACCCUCCUCCCUUCGCCCAGUGUGCCUGCGAGUGAAAGAAGAGUUCAGUUUUUAAUUUCUGAACCUGUGUUUGUGUGAAAUCAUGCAAACGGACAAUUGUAUAUUUUCUAUGCACCGAGGAGCCGAUGAUGCAGACAGAAGACAGUGCAGUAAAAUUCUCAGUUUGUACAGUUUGACCAGAGUCUUGGAGCAAAGUUUAUAGAUUUCAUCUUAGUAACUGUGAGCUGAAACAUUGUAAUGUCAAGUGUACAAAAAUAAAAUGAAAGCAGUGACUGAGCUGAAGUAUAGUGAGACAAAGAGAAAUGAAUGAGGUUUAUGCAAAAUGAAAAGAGACUGAACGUGAGCCUGUGUGUAGCAGAGGAUCGUACAUAUGUUACAAAGAUGCACUUACAGGAGUCGACCACUGCAGCGCAAUAAAAAUAUUUUAUGGUCA
Scophthalmus maximus (turbot) is the source of this 2389-nucleotide messenger RNA. RefSeq names its product cytochrome b5 reductase 4. Gene Ontology annotation, molecular function: heme binding; oxidoreductase activity. Bases 382 to 1941 code for a protein of 519 amino acids. Gene Ontology annotation, cellular component: endoplasmic reticulum. The transcript is spliced from 15 exons. Gene Ontology annotation, biological process: generation of precursor metabolites and energy; superoxide metabolic process. The record is from RefSeq and is a predicted model, not a curated record. NCBI's taxonomy places the organism in Eukaryota, Metazoa, Chordata, Actinopteri, Pleuronectiformes, Scophthalmidae.